AUGGACCGUGUGGACGGGGUGGAGAAGGCUCUCCACCGGUCGAAGGCGGAGUCGUCAUCGCAGGCCGCGCGUCCAGCAGCUCCAGUCGCUCCCCUCGCUGCGCUCCUGCCGCACAACCCCGUGGGGUCUCUUGUGCAUCCCGGUAGUCCGCUGCCUGCGGGGACUGGUUUCGUGGGAGCGGGUGGCGGGGAUCCGUGGGCCCCGUACGUUCCUCCCCGUCUUGUUCCUCCUCCACGCGAUUUUGCGGUGUCGGCGCGUCGGGCUCGCCGGUAUGCAGUGCCGCCGGCGAAGAAAGAAGUGUCCACGGCGACCCUGGCGCACUUGUGGGCGAUCGCGGAGUGCCUGCAGAGUCUUGAGGUGGUACUUGUGGAGUCUCACGGCUCCAUGUCGUUGACCCCACCGAGCAUGUUCUCUCAGAUGCCGCGAGCAAGGUGUCACGCGGCAGCGUCAACGCUAUUCGCGUAUGUGUCGCCACUGCAGGUUGCGCCCUCGCCGGGAGUAGUCUCGGCCACCCUGCUGGCUGAGAGGGCCCUGGAUCUGAAGACGCUUGUAGGAGAUCGCGGAACUCCUGUUGACGUUGUCGGCGCCACCGCGUCAGUGGUCCGCUUGUUGUGGAUGACCACCCGCGAAAUGCUAGGUGAGCUUGAGGCGGACCGCAUGUAG
Messenger RNA from Closterium sp. Yama58-4, 663 nucleotides. The record is from the annotation of a GenBank genome assembly. NCBI's taxonomy places the organism in Eukaryota, Viridiplantae, Streptophyta, Zygnematophyceae, Desmidiales, Closteriaceae.